This is a messenger RNA of Hipposideros armiger (great roundleaf bat), 426 nucleotides long. RefSeq names its product S100 calcium binding protein A2 (gene S100A2). Gene Ontology annotation, molecular function: calcium ion binding; calcium-dependent protein binding; transition metal ion binding. Gene Ontology annotation, biological process: endothelial cell migration. The record is from RefSeq and is a predicted model, not a curated record. The coding region runs from base 32 to 325 and encodes 97 amino acids. The transcript is spliced from 2 exons. Lineage: Eukaryota; Metazoa; Chordata; Mammalia; Chiroptera; Hipposideridae.
CACCUGCCACUACUUUGCCCCCAGAUCCAAGAUGUCCACCCCCCUGGAGCAGGCGUUGGCUGUGAUGGUCGCCACCUUUCACAAGUACUCGGGCCAAGAGGGUGACAAGUUCAAGCUGAGUAAGGGGGAGAUGAAGGAUCUUCUGCACAAGGAACUGCCCAGCUUUGUGGGGGAGAAGGUGGAUGAGGAAGGUCUGAAGAAGUUGAUGGGCAACCUGGAUAAUAACAGUGACCAGCAGGUGGACUUCCAGGAGUACGCUGUUUUUCUGGCCCUCGUCACUGUCAUGUGCAAUGACUUCUUCCAGGGCGCCCCGGACCGGCAUUGAAAUGGAGUUCUUGACUCCCUGCUAUUGGCUUCCUGGGCCCAGGAGGACUCUCUCUCCCAUUUAAUUUUGUACUCAAUAAAUGUUUUUGUUUGUUGGUAAUA